AUGAGCGAGGUGGAGGAGAAGUGGAGUGAAUUCGAUAGCUCAACUGUCGUCCAGCUUCUCAUUCGCCACUGCCCAGCGUUAGAGGUACCAGCUUCCAUCAGCAAGUUCCAUGGUCUGCAUGGUGUUAAGUUGUACAACUCGACUAUUGUCGACUGGGGCGAGUCGGCUGCAUUCACUAAUGCGAAUCACCCAGAUAUUCUGUCACUCUAUCUCGCUCGCGUUAACAUGACAGGCGGUUUAUUGCCCGCCGGAUUUCAGUCACCCGAUUUUCCACCCAGUCUUUUCGACAUUGAGUUCUGCGCAACAAACCUUCGUGCAAUGCCCGAUGAUCUUGACCUCAAGUGGCCACGACAAGGCGACAUCCAGUUCGAGUAUUGUCAGUUGACGAGCUUUUCCUCAGUGUUUCUUCGGCUUGAGCCUAAAUUCCUGGUUCUCACCGGCAAUCCGAUGACAGAAGUUCCUGCUGACGUUUAUGAGAUCCCAGGGCUCCAAACUCUGGGACUUGGGCAGCUGAAUCUCAACGAACUGCCGCGUAAUGUGAUGAACCCCGCUGCGUCACUAAUCGCGAUCUUUCUCGAUGGUACCAACAUUUCCUACUUCUGGCCGUGGAUGGACGAUAGCGUCACAAUGGAGACGUGGGGGAUCUUGAUAGCGCCUCUCACUCCGUACUGCAGCGAUCUAGAGGCGAUAAAAACUGGUCUAACAUAUGCGUUCAGUGCGCCUCCAUCCCCUGACUACGCACGGAUGCUAAUGGAUCCGUCCAAAGCAAACUUACCAUCAAUCAACUACGUUGUUGCCAAGGACGGCUUUUCGCGACUUGAUUACUCUUAG
Molecule: messenger RNA, 831 nt
Organism: Phytophthora nicotianae INRA-310
Lineage: Eukaryota; Oomycota; Peronosporomycetes; Peronosporales; Peronosporaceae
Exons: 1
Coding region: 1-831 (276 amino acids)
Source: RefSeq, a predicted model, not a curated record